AUGUCUGGCACAGUUUUCGCCAACCAUUCAAGCUUGGGCAGCAAAUGGGCUAAAGGAGGAAGUAUGGAGCCCAGAUUUCUCUGGCUUCGGCAGAAGUUAUCGCACUUCUUUGGUGUUUCUGACCACGAGCGCAUCGACAUUCUGCUUAAUGACAACUUUGAAGCUAUCACGGAGUUUUUCGAGGCGGAAAUUACUGGUGCAUGGAAUAUCGAGAGCAGAGUGAUAUUUAUCUAUCGAACCUUCUACAAUCGCCUGGUUGAGACGGAAAUCACAGUUGUGGAAGAAGUGCCACACGUUCAGACACCGGAACCGGAGCCCGUGAAGGAGAAGAAGAGGAAGGGCAAGGGCAAGGAGAAGAAGGGCAAGGACCUGAAGGAGGAGGACGCCGAGGUGAAACUUGAUCAUGAUUAUUUAUUAGAUCGUCCAGAUGCUGCAAAGUCAACUGAGAAAGAUGCGGAUAUCGAGGAGGAAGUGGCAGCCGAACCUGAGGUUGACUAUGUUGAGGUGAAGAAGAUCAUUCAGAAUUACGUGAAGACACCGAUUCUCAACUGUCACUUUGGUCGCAUUCCACUGGAGACUCUCGAUAAGAGCAUCAAUUAUGUCUUUCUGGUUCGCAAGAACCCCUUCCCGGUCGGAAUCGCCUUUCUCACUGUGAGAAAUCUCCUCGUGAAUAUAUUCCAUGGGACGGCAAAUUAUCAUUUUCGCGAGCCCACUCUCGAGCAACGUGCCACCAUUGAGGAUUCACACGAAGGUGACUCGGGAAAAAUAUCACCAGACGGCGUCGGCGAGGAGGAGGAGCGCGAGGACAAAUUGGACCUGACGAGACCGUCGGAGUACUGGAAUGUUGCAAUCUCGGCAAAGCGAGCGGGAUUCUCCGCCAGCGGUGAUGACAGCCACUUGGAGUCGACGAGGAAAUUAUCCCUGACUCCGCAGGUGAUGCCAGAGACAUUCGCCCCAGAGUCCAAGCGCCCAAAGAGGGAGGAGAGUGCGGAGCCACUUGUUCGCAAGAUGCUCCUGAAUAGCAUUGAGAUUAUGGACAAACAACUGGAGUGGACAAUCUCGUGUGUCACCUCCCACUUCACCAUCCCGACAGCGUAUAAUCAGGCGGGGCAGGAGUAUAUAACGUUCGAUGAGGACAAAAUAAAAAUUGCCAUCGAUCCGGAAAAUUGCAAUUUGGACAAUUACACCCAGCUGCAGCUGGAGGAUGUUGUCAAUGGCUGGAUGAGAUAUACCAACAAGUUUAUAAAGAUGUACAGCGAGAGGGAGCCAGAUACUUUUAGUCCAAUUGCCGAGUACGAUUUGUGGCGCGAGAGAGAAAAGGAAUUCAACAAUCUCCUCGAGCAACUCAAUCACACUUUUGUUGCCUCUGUUCUUGCCAAGCUCAAUGAAUUCAAAUCGGACAUCGAGAACCUGUGGUCACCAUGCUUGGAGUCUCUUAAAUCUGCAUAUUUAUUGGCGAGGGAGAAUUCUGAAUACCUCAGCACGCUUCAGAAGUAUCUCAUGACCAUAAAAAUGAGUGAAAAUUUUCAACUCAUCCACACACUUUUACCGAAUUUGAUGCUCGCUCUUCGUCACAUCUGGACAAUGUCCAGCUACUUUGGCAGGGAUGACAAUAUGCUGAUACUUCUGCAGAAAAUCUCUUUUGUGUUCACUGAGAAGAUCAAAGAUCUCAUGACACUGAAGCGAUUAUUCGAAAAUAAUGCCAUUUCCAUCAAUAAUCGAGCCACAGAGUCGGCCACACUUCUCAACGCGUGGAAGAAGGCCUACAUUGACACGAGGACUUUCAUUGAAGUGUCUAACAUCAGCUCUCGGUGGGAGUUUGACAGGAAUCUCCUGUUCCAGGACGUUGAUCACAUAGCACACAUCAGUCAAGACAUUGCCGAGAUAUCUGAAAUAUUUAUUGAAUUCGAGAAUAUGUUCAAUGCACGCCUCAAGUCGAUUAUCACAGACCCCGAAGAGGUGGACAAUAUCAUGAAGCGAGUGUACAGCUUGAUUGAUUUGAUAGUUCAGAUCGAUUACGACGUCUUUCGCAGUGGAAAUCUUGAGAACUGGAUGGCAACACUGGAUCUGUUCAGGAGGAAGAUUCAAAUGUGUGAAACACAGGGCAAAUUCGUCCUGGACAACUGCAUAGAUUCACUGCGUUCGGCAGAAUAUGGUCUGGAGUUGAUUGCCGACUUGCCAACUGUAAAAACACGACGAAUAUUCAUUGAACAUAUGCAGAGAAAGUACGAGAAUGUGCUGAAGAAAUUCGUCACGGAAAUCACUCUUGUCGAAAAUGAAUUUUUGAAGAAUAUAUCCAGUCCACCCCUUCUGCGGGAGCAGCCCCACUGUGCCGGCACAAUCAUCUGGGAGAGAUUGUUGUAUCAACACUUGCGAAAGUCCGUGGUGGCGUUCCAAUUGAUUGAGGCGGAUCCGAAAGUGGCGAAGACAUACUUAAGUCAAAUCGCAAUGACGCAAUACUUUGAGCUAACACAGAAAAUGCUGAACUACGAGAAGCAAUUCUUCAGUCAGUUCGAACAAAAGGCUGUGUACACUGUCAAUAGGAUUCUGCAGGGAAAUAUACUCAGGCUGGAAUUUAUAGAUUCAUCCCACUUUGUGCAGAAAUCAAUCAAUAAGACCGAAGAGAGGCAGACGUACUCUUUGAAAAAACGACGAGUGAUUAAUACAAAGUCAAAGGCCAUUCGAAAGUUCAUCUCGACGGCAAAUACGCUGAAAUGGCUUUUCUGUCGUCCCGAAGCGUCAAAUUUGGAUUUGCUGAAAGCCAAUGAAUACAUUAGGGGAGCGUAUAAAGAUGCAAGAAACCAUCCGCAAGUGAAGGAGGCGAAAUUCCUAAUAACAGCGACGAAUCAAGUGAAAAUUCCAACAUGGACAGAAGUAAUUGGGAAUGAGAUUCUCGUAAAAUUUAAUGUGAAAUUCUCAGUGAAUUUUUCACAUGACAUUUUCAACGUUAUUGCCGAAGGGCAUCAAUUUGAAUAUUUGGACUAUAAAAUGAAGCCCGUAAUACGAAUGGCAAUUAUGAGAAAAGACACCCUCUAUCUCGAUCUGAUUGCCGUUGGAGGUAUUAUCAGGCGCUACAAUGAAAUCAUCGAGAAGCUCUCAAUUGCUGAGAUCUUCUUCCUGAAGGAUCUCCUCCAUGAAAUAGAAUCAAUUAUUCAAGCUGGACUUGGCAGAUAUACGUGGCAGGCAUUUAAUAUUACUACUUAUUGUGCGCGAUGUAAAAUGCUUCUAAAGCACUUAUCGGCCGUGGUAUUGCAAAUCGAAUACAUAGCCAAUGAUGUGAAGGAGCGGGUGUCGCGAAUUGAGGGUUUCUCCCUUAUGAUCUUGGGAAAUGAGAUAUUUGGACGUGGUGAGGCGGGACAGGAGGCACGAAAGAGCUCAUUACGGAAGCACAGCAAGGAGUUUACCACCCGUAAAUCAUCAAAACGUGACUCACGUGUAACGAUUGUGGAGCCAAAUUCAAUUUUGCCCUGUCACGAGUACUUUCGUGAGCUCAAUAAUCGACGCAAUGAAAAAAUGAAUGUACUCCAGCGCCAGUAUGAAUCAAUUGGGCCACAAUUGAUAAAGCUGGAGUCCCUGGUGCUCGGCACCUACACAGGUGACUCGGAGAAAAUGUGCGAAUACUAUGAGCACUGGCAGCGUGAGAUAUUUCGUGCUCUUGUUAAGUUCACCCAGAAUAACCUCAAUCAAUUUGUGGGGGUGCUCCGAGAUAAGCCCAUUUUUCAAGUCGACGCCACACUAUCAAUAACGGAAAUAAUGCUUCGUCCCACCGCCAAGGAGAUCUACAACAUCGUCCUGCACUCGGCCAACGACUUCCUCAGUCGCACGCGGACUUUCACGCGAUGGAUGCAGGGCACCUGCAUACCCUGUCCCGUGCCCGUGCGCCCAGAGCCCAUCGCGGCGGAGGAUCUCGCGGACGAUGCGCCGCGAGACACGGAGCCCAGUGUGUCCUUCUUCGAGGACAUCAUUCAGAAUCCCACCAUUGCCAGUGCCAUCAAGCAGAUCGAAAACAUAAUCGCCCAGUCGAUUGCCGACAUCAAGAAGUACUUAACACGUUGGAAGAAGUAUAAAAGUUUGUGGAUGUUCGAUAAGGCGGCAAUAUGUGAGAAGUUUUUAAACAAGGGAAUGCCAUUGAUUCGAUUAGAUGAGAAAUUCCUCUUCUACAUGCAAAUCGUCUCAGAUCUUGGAAAGCACAAACCCUAUUACGACGUUAAAGCGAUUAGGAUCAACCUUCGUCCAUUAAUUGAGAGCAUAAAGAGUCAUGCAAUUGAAUGGAAAAAUACACUUGGCAACAUUUUGGCCGAACGUACACGGAACAACAUGUUCCAACUGAGGAAUCAAAUUAAGAUACUUAAGAGAGAUUUGGAUCGCAAUAUAAAUGGUUUGGUGGAUUUUAAGACCGUAAUGCAGACUAUAAGUGUUAUUCAGUCAACAACGCUGACGGUUGAGAUUCAAGUGAAAGAGAUGCAGGAGAUCUUCAGCAUUCUGGAGGAGCACUGUAUUAAAUUCUCCUUCACGGAUAUGCUAAUGUCAUAUGAGCUGGAGAAGAGGUGGAGGAAGCUGUAUAAAUCAUCGCUAUAUCGGUCAGCAACAUUGGAAACAGUUAAAGUGAAAUUUGCAGCGCUAACGUCAGUGGAAAUUAGUUCGUUUACGCUAAAUUUGGAUGAAUUCAUUAAAAAGUUUAACGACAUGGGGCCAGGAUCUGUUGGUGACGACAUGAAUCGGGGACUCGACUUGAUGGAAACAUUUGACUCACUCUUUGACACAUAUGAGGCGCAGAGAUUGGAUUUAGUGAAUGCGGAAAAACUUUUCGAUAUGCCACUAACAGACUACACAGAAUUUUUACAUGCAAAGAAGGAUUUUGAAAAUUUGAGAAUGAUUUACAAAUUAUAUCGUCAACAGCGGAAUGCAAAGGAGAAUUGGUCGAAGACGAUGUGGAUUCACAUGAAUCCAAACACUUUGACGAAUGGCAUGGAGAAUUAUAUGCAUGAGUUCCGAAUGUGGCCAGAGGAGAUACAGGAAAUUCCCGUGGCACAGACGCUCCAGAGGAAGAUGGAGCAUUUCAAGCAGUCCAUACCACUAAUGUUGGCGCUCAAGAAUGACGCUCUAAGACGCCGACACUGGGAGCAUCUUAUGACUGAGACAAAUUGCAUAUUUGACCCUGAGUGUGUUGAGAAAGUCCUCCUCGAGAGCAUCUUCGCCAUGGCGCUGUACAAGCAUCGGGAGACAGUCCACGAGAUCCUAACUAUGGCAGUUAAAGAACUUUCUAUCGAGAAUGCGAUGCUCAUCAUUGAGACAACAUGGGACAACAUGGCCUUCGCGGUCAUUGAGCACUUCAAGGAUGGCGCAAAGAGGGGGUUCAUUCUCGGAAAUAUCGACAACAUCAUUCAAGCUCUCGAGGAUAACUUUGUAAAGCUGCAAUCAAUGUCAUUCUCACACGUUAUCGGUCCAUUUCUGCACGAUGUGAAGGAGUGGGAGAAGAAAUUGUCUCUGGUAUCUGAAAUAAUCGAUGUGUGGAUUAAUGUCCAGUGCAAGUGGCUGUAUUUGGAGGGAAUCUUCAUUGGAACCAAUAUUAGUGAUGAAUUGCCCAGUGAGGCGGAGCAAUUCAACGGCAUUGAUAGGAGUUAUCGUGAGAUUAUGCAACACUGUGCCGAAGAGCCGAAAGUGAUUUCCGUGUGCAUGAUGCCAAAUCGGCUGGAAAAAUUUAAGAGGCUCAACGUGGGAAUGGAAGAGUGUCAGAAGGCAUUGGAUGACUUUUUGGAGCGAAAGCGACAAAAAUUCCCACGAUUCUAUUUUAUAUCGUCGGAUGAACUGCUAUCGAUUCUGGGUCGAACGCGAGAGGAUCCGCUCACCAUUGAGCGCCACAUUAUAAAAAUGUUCGACAAUGUCAGGGCGCUGAAGACCUCACACCCAGAUGAUCUAAUGUCUGUGGUGGGCAUGAUAGCCGAGAACGGUGAGCUGCUCAACUUCCGCAAUGCCGUGUCGCUCAGUGGUGGUGUCGAGGAGUGGAUGAACAUUAUACUAAGUGAGAUGCAAUUGUCAAAUCGCUACAUAUCGAAGAAGGCAAUUUAUGACUUUGGCAUCCACAAAGAGUGCUCCAGGCACUCCUGGAUCCAAUCCUAUCCCACCAUGGUUGUCGUUGUGGCCAAUCAAAUUUGGUGGACGGCACAAGUUGAAGAGGUGUUCGCCAAGAUGGAGGGAGGAAAUAGAGAUGCCAUGAAGGAGUACCUGGAGACACAGAGUGCCCAACUCGAGGCAAUUGUCGGUCUGAUUCGUGGAGAAUUGACACCGUGUGAGCGGCAGAAGUUGAAAAUACUCACGAUAAUUGAUAUUCACGCGCGUGACACCAUUGACGGCUUCGUCCAGGACGGCGUGUGCGACAGCCAGGAGUUUAGGUGGGAGCGCCAAUUGCGCUUCUACUGGCUCAAAGAGUUCGACAACAUUGUCAUUGUGCAGUGCGGCGGUCGCUUCAUGUACGGCUACGAGUACGUUGGCUUGACUGGGCGAUUAGUAAUGACUCCACAGACAGAUCGGAUUUACUUGGCCAUCACACAGGCUCUUACCCUGAAUUUGAGCGUGGCCCUAGAGGGCGGAGCGGGCACGGGCAAAACGGAAAUUAUCAAGGAUUUGGCGAAAACGAUGGCGCUGCUGUGUGUCGUAACAAAUUGUGGUCAUGGUCUCGAUUACCCAGCAUUUACGGCCAUCCUGUGUGGACUGGUGCAGUGUGGCGUGUGGGGCUGCUUCGAUGAAUUCAAUCGCAUUGACAUCACCCUGCUCAACGUAGUGUCCACACGACUGCAAGCAAUUAGAAGUGCAUUAGUUAUGAAGACCUUUCACAUGAUUUUCGACGACCGCGAAAUUCAAUUGGACAGAAAAGUCGGUAUCUUCGUGACUCUGCACCCUGAAUAUGUGGGCCGUAUUGAGCUCUCGCAAUCAAUCAAGUCCCUCUUUCGGCCCAUAACGUGCCUGGCACCGGAUUACGAGGCCAUUUGCAUGAUCUCACUCGUUUCGGACGGCUUCACGGCGGCCAAGUUGCUGGCGCGCAAGAUGACAACGCUGUACAAAUUGGCACGGAGUCAGCUGUCGCGUCAGAAUCACUACGACUGGGGCAUCCGGUCACUGAUGACCAUCCUGCGGCAGGUGGGCGACAUGAAGCGCUCCCACCGGGACAGUGGGCUGGAGUCGACACUCGUUGUGCGGGUGCUGCGUGAUGUGAACUUCAUCAAGCUCAUUCCGGAUGAUGUGAGAAUUUUUCUCAAUUUAAUCAAGGAUCUAUUUCCGGGUGAGAGCAUGGAGAGCCAAAGUGGUGACACCGAAAUCAACAAUGCCAUUGCGGCCAGCUAUCGCACACUCAAAUAUACAGUGGUGGCCGAACAGGAAAUUAAAGUACGGCAACUCUGGGAAACAAUCACAAGUCAUCAUACUGUGAUGCUUCUGGGCGGCUCAGGUGGUGGCAAGAGUGUCAUGCUGAAACUGCUCCUGGAGGCGCUCAAUGGCCACCUGAAUUGGCCCACAAAGGCCAUUACUUUGAAUCCGAAGGCAUACACAAUUGGUGAAUUGUACGGGCGUUUUGCAUGUGAGUCGCACCAGUGGCACGAUGGUCUCAUCUCAAAGAUAUUCCGUGAGGUAAAUACCACGAGAGUGAGGUUGAAUGAGCGCAAAUUUAUCUGCUUCGACGGAGAUGUUGAUCCGCACUGGAUAGAGAAUAUGAACAGUGUGUUGGAUAACAAUAAAUUACUUAUUCUCACAAAUGGGGAGCGUAUUCAGCUUCAAAAUCACUGUACGUUGCUCUUUGAAAUUGGUCAUCUAAAAUAUGCCAGCCCAGCAACAAUCUCACGUUGUGCUGUGAUUUAUAUUGAUCCUAUAAAUCUGGGCUUUGUGCCAUAUUGGCGGAAAUGGGUGGACGAAUAUGAAAAUAAUGGGGAAAAGCAACAAUUAAUAAAACUCUUUGACCGAUACAUCUCGCCCACCCUGAGGAUGCUCGCUCAAUCGGCGCACGGCGACGCCCAGGAGGACACUGCGGACAUCUCGAUGGCCAUCGAGAGGAGUGACUUGAGCCUGGUGGUCCAGUUCUGUGACAUAUUUUCCACCUUCUGUCCCGCCACUUCAUCUUACACCGCAGAUGUUCUUGAGUGUCACUUCAUAUGCUGCCUGUACCUCUCCCUGGGCGCCACAGUUGCCGAGGGUCAUCGAGAGAAAUUUGACCAAUUUGUCAAAAUGAAAAUCAAUAGAAACACCUUCGUGGACACAAAGGAAAAUCCCGCAAAUGCCACACAAGUGCCCAUCAGCAGGAAGACCCUCUACGAGUACUUCUUUGAUCCUGGCAAAAAUUUAUGGAUCGCCUGGCAGUGGAUGGUCCCUGAGUUCACCCACAAGCCGGGAUGUUUGGCGAGAUUUCAGGAUGUCCUCGUGCCAACUGCCGACACCCUUCAAAUUGAUUAUCUCUUCAGUCGCAUAAGCAAAAUAAAUCGACCCAUUGUGGUGAUUGGCGAUGUGGGAACGGCAAAAACCACCCUCAUUAGCAAUUAUCUCAUGCAGCAGGAUGGCAAAAAAUACGUGAAACUCAAUUUAAAUUUUUCAUAUCGAACCAAAUCAGUGGAUGUGCAGAGAGCCAUUGAAGGGAUGAUAGAGAAGCGCACGAAAUUCAUAUUUGGACCAGCCAUGGGCAAACACGUUUCCGUGUUCAUUGACGACAUGAAUAUGCCGCAUGUUGAUGAGUAUGGCACUCAGGAGCCAAUUGCAUUGCUGAAGCAGCUCUUGGAGUAUGGAGGACUCUUCGAUCGCACUAAUGAUCUUCGAUGGAAAUAUAUUCGCGACUUGAGCUUCUAUGCUGCAAUGGGGCGACCCGGAGGCGGACGGAAUGACAUUGAUCGGAGGUUUCUCUCGAAAUUCUUUGUUCUCCACCACCCACCGCCCACUGACAUCACCCUCAAACACAUUUACACCUCCAUCCUCCGGGGGCACUUUGCUGAAUUCGCCCCAUCCAUACAGCUCAUCACUGACGUCAUUAUUCAAAUGACACUGAAUCUCUUAAGGGCGAUCCAUCGAGACUUACCGCCGACUCCUGGUCGCUUCCACUACAUCUUCAACAUGAAGGACUUAUCUCGGAUUUGUGGAGGAAUCCUGCUCACUCACCCGGAUUUAUUUAAAGAAUCUCGCCAAAUCCUGAGACUCUGGCGCAAUGAGUUCACUCGAGUUGUUGCUGAUCGCUUUAUAUCCAAAGAGGAUGCGAAUUUAUUUGCCAAGCACCUCCAGAGUGAGGUGGAGCACCACUUCCCGCCGCCCCCAUGCGACAGUGCACCGGUGUCGCGAAGGGAGGUUGAUGGAGUCGAGCUGCACCUCAGACAAAUGGGUGACACUUCAUCAACGGUGCACUCGUCUGAUGAGGGCGACAAUAGAUUGCCAGUGAAUCAGGAGCUGACAAAAGAAAUCCCUGUGCACGAGUACGUCCUCAGGGAUCCGCUCCUCUUUGGCGAUUAUCGCAACACUGUGAACGAUUCGAGGCGCCGCUACUAUGAGGAUCUGCUCGACUAUGAGGCCAUCUACUUCCUCUUCCAGGAGAUUCUCGACGAGUACCAGCAGCGAAAUCACAUGAGAAAAUUAGAUUUGGUACUUUUCGAGGAUUGCCUCGAGCACUUAACACGACUCCAUCGACUCCUGCGAAUGAAUAGGGGCCAUGCGACACUUGUGGGACACGAUGGCUUCGGCAGACAGAGCAUCGCUAAAUUGGCGGCCUUUGCAGCUGAAUGUGAUUUAUUCAAGAUUGUUAUCAACCACAACUACUCUGAGGCCACAUUUAGGAGUGAUUUAAAGCGACUUUACCACCAAUUGGCCACCGAAGGGCGGAAGACUGUCUUUAUGCUGACUGAAAAUGAGAUCCUCGAUGACACAUUUCUUGAGCAUAUUCACAAUAUUCUAACCACUGGCUCUGUGCCAACACUGUUUAGUGACGACGAGAUGAAUCUUUUAAUUGGAAACCAUCAACAAGUUGAACAACAGUCGGAUUAUCAACAGAUUCGACAGGAGCUUUGGUCAAAGUUCUUGGAGAAGUGCAUGGACAAUUUGCACAUUGUGCUUUGCAUGUCACCUGUCGGCGACAAAUUCCGUCGACGAUGUCGAUAUUUCCCAAGUUUAAUUGGAAACACCACAAUCAAUUGGAUUUUUCCCUGGCCAGAGCAAGCUCUCCUCACCGUUGCCAAGGUUUUUCUUGCGGAGCAUCCCCAGAUUCCUGAAAUACACAGAGAGAACAUCAUUUCACAUGUUGUUCAUGUUCAGAAGACAAUUGUACAUUAUGCAAGGGAGUAUUUCGAGAAAUUUCACCGUAGAUUCUAUGUGACUCCGAAACAUUAUUUGAAUUUUUUGCAUAUGUUCCUCAAUUUAAUUGAGAAGUAUCAAUUGUCUAUGACAAAGCUGUACAACAAACUCUUGGACGGCAUCAACAGAGUGACAGAAGCUGUUGAGCAGAUCGACCAAUUGAAAAUAAUGGUGGAGGAGCAGAAGAAGAAUGUCGUGGAUUCAUCGGAGAAGUGUGCAUCGGUGUUGCGAAGCAUUGAGGAAUGUAAAGAGAAGAUAAAUUUGAAGCAAACUGAAAUAUCAUUGAAAUCAAUUGAUGUGAAAGAAAGGACAAAACAAAUUGAAUUGGAAAAAACAACAGCAGAAGAAGUUUUAAUGGCUGCAAUUCCAUUAUUGGAGAAGGCACGUCUAGCCCUUGGUGAUCUGGAGAAAUCAGAUAUUACGGAAAUCAGAAGUUUUGCUACACCGCCGGAAGCGGUUCAGGUGCUCUGCGAGUGUCUUUUAAUAUUGAAAGGCGCCAAAGAUGUUUCUUGGAAGUCCGCCAGGGCCGUUAUGGCUGAGACAGACUUCUUGAAGAGCUUGCAAGAGAUGAAUUGUGACACAAUUAGUCAGAAACAAUUGACAGCCGUGAAAAAUCACAUGAAGAAAACCACCAAAAUGGAAGAUAUGAAGGCGAUAUCGAAAACUGGCUACGGAUUGCUUCUCUUCCUCAAGGCGGUAAUUCAAUAUUGCGAAAUGCUGAGAGAGGUGAAACCCAUGCAGGACAGAAUUAAGAAAUUGGAACAGGAUCUGUGCGAGGAGAAGGCAGUGGUGAGCGGUAUGGAUGAUGAAGUCAAAUUGACUCAAGAGGAGUUGUCCAAUUACUCAAGCGAGUAUCAGAAACUAAUCGAAGAGAAGCAAAUACUGCAAGAAAUGUUAGAGCAGGGAGAGAGACGAUUAUUCACAUCUGAUAGACUGAUGAUCGGCUUAAAGUCUCAACUGGAGAAAUGGUCAAGUGAUUUAAAUAAGUUAGAAGUGGAUAAAUCGAAAGUUGCCGGCAAUUGUUUGCUCUCAGCGUCUUUUUUAUCAUACACCGGACCCUUUUCUUUCAACUUUCGCAAAUCUAUUGUGUAUGACGAUUGGUAUUUGGAUAUACUUGCCAAGGAGAUUCCCAUCAAUGACCCAUUUAAAAUCCAAAAUGUCCUUUUAACGGAUGAUAGCGAUAUAAUUUUAUGGACUAAAGAGGGUUUACCGAAUGAUGAUUUCUCCCAGCAAAAUGCAAUUCUCACACUCUAUUCAAUGCAUUUCCCGCUGUGUAUUGAUCCUCAGCAACAAGCGCUUGAGUGGAUAAAAUCCAUGGAGGGGAAAAAUGAUGUGAGAAUCACAAAUUUCAGUGACAAGAACUUUCUGCAGGACCUAAAGAGUGCCAUAGAACAUGGACGUCCGUUUGUCGUGGAGGACAUCGAUGACUAUGUGGAUUUGAUGAUUGAAAAUGUCCUCGUGAAGAAUAUAAUCCAGCACGAGGAUGGACACUCAUUUGUCAUGGUGGGCCAACAGGAAGUGACUUACAAUGCCAACUUUCGACUGUACCUCGUGACGAAGAUGGCCAAUCCACACCUAUCGUCUGUCAUAUUUAGCAUAGCGUGUGUUAUCAAUUUUACACUGAUUCACAGUGGUGUGGAAGAAAAGCUGCUCACGAUUGCCGUGGCAAUGGAGAGGCCAGACGUCGAAGAGGAGCGCAGUGAUUUGGCCAGCGUGAUUGUGACACAGCGGCAGUUGCUAAGGGAGCAAGAAGUGUUCAUCCUGCAUGAACUGGCCACAACCAUGGGCAACAUUCUCGACAAUAUAGCCCUAAUCUCAACUCUGGAGACGACCAAUGCCAAAUAUGUGGAUAUAUGCCAGCAUCUCACCGACAUAUCCCGCAUGAUGGCAGACAAUGACAAAGUGCGGAGCCUGUAUCGUGGCAUCGCCUGCCACGGUGCAUGCAUCUUCCUAGUCAUGUUUGACAUGGCUCGUGUGAAUCGGAUCUAUCAGUACUCACUGGCAACUUUUGUCACUAUCUUCCGUGACACGCUCACGCGCACCGACGAGAGGUCGUCCUUGGACGCCAGGCUGGAGUGCAUCAAAUUGAACUUGCUGCGGAACACAUACAAUUGGUGCAGUGUUGGCAUUUUUCAGCGCGAUCAAUUGCUCUUCACCUUUGGCAUAGUGCUCAAAUUGGCUGUUCGGCGUGGCAAUUUGCAUCAACAUGAGAUUGAUUUUCUUCUCUCUGGCUCAUCCAUAAGCAGCAACCGCACGGAUAAUGGCGGUCCUGACGACAGGCACGGCGGAUGUGACGAUGAAACGGUGCCCCAAUUAAAAUUCAUGACAGUGAGUGGAAUGGAUGACGCUCAGAGAUUGGUGAAAGAAUUCCCAGGGAAGUUCUCCGCACUUGUCGCAAAUAUUGAAAUGCAGUGCGAUUUGUGGGAAGCAUGGUGCCUCUCUGAGACACCAGAAGAUUUAUCAAUACCACUGAUGCCACACUUGAAUAAUUUCGAGAAAUUAAUGGUGUUGCGAUGCUUCAGGCGUGAUCGACUACAUCGCGCCAUUCACAAGUAUGUCAUCAGUGAAUUGGGUGAAGAGUUUGUGGCGCCCUUAAUCAUCAAUUAUCACGAAAUCUACGCGCGAGCAUCACCAAGUACUCCCGUGGUUCUAAUCGUGGCGCCAGGGACGAAUCCCACAGAGGACAUUGUGAGGUUCUCCACAUCGCCGGAAAGGGUGCGGAUGAUCUCGCUGGGGGUGGGACAGGAGGAGAGGGCGUGGAGGAUGCUGGAGGAGUGCAGGAAGUCUGGGCAGUGGCUUCUGUAUGAGAAUGCUCACAAUCUGCCGAAAUUUAUGCGACAGGUGGAGCAACAUUUCCAUCAAGCUCGUGUCGCCGAUGAGAACUUCCGACUCUGGAUAACAAUGGGCGAAAGUGAGGCAUUUCCCACCGGUCUCUUGGAGAAGGCGGUGAAAAUUGUGACUGAGAUCCCAAAGGGGCUGAAGUACAAUCUCAAAUCCACCAUCAGUCGCAUUGAAUUUGAGACACUGGAAGCGUUUGACCAUCCCGCCCUGAAGCCCCUCAUCUUCGUGCUCACCUUCUUUCACGGUGUCAUGCAAGAGAGGCGCAAGUUUGGCAAAAUUGGCUGGAACAUCCCGUAUGAGUUUAACGACGCCGACUUCAGCAUCUCCUUGCAAAUCCUCUGCCUCUACCUCACCAAAGCCCUCACGUCGCGGCAAUCAAGAAUCUCCUGGGAUGUUCUCAAGUGCCUCAUCGGUGACAUUGUGUACGGCGGCAGAGUGUUUGAUGAGUACGACAAUCGAGUUGUUGCGUGCUAUAUUAGUGAAUAUUUUGGGAAUUUCCUCUUUGACACCUUUCAGCCCUUUCACUUCGCCCAUGACUUUAGCGUUCACUACACCUUUCCUGUCACAGCAACGCAGCAGCACUUUAUCGAUAUAAUCGAUGGAUUGCCUUUGAUCACAUCCCCUGAACUGCUGGGCCUCAACUCAAAUGCCGAGAUAAACUACUACAAAGCCUCCAUGGCGGGGAUGUUUAGGAAAAUGGUGAAGUUUCAACCCAGAGAAGUGAUUUUAUGGCAGCACCUUUCGGGUGAGACGGACACUGAGGCAGAUGAUGUGACGCGAGAGAGUAUUAUUCAGGAUAUUGCCAGUGAUAUCUUGGGUAAAUUGCCAAAGCAAUAUGACAUUGAGAAGGUGAAGAAGGCCUAUCAGAUUAAUAUAACAGCCACGGGGGUGGUGCUCAUUCAAGAACUCGAGCUGUUCAACACCCUCAUACGCCACAUAAAGGAACACUUAAUUCUCCUCAAACAGGCACUUUCCGGGGACGCCCAAAUGGAUGAGGUUCUGGAUGAUGUGGUUGAAGCGCUCUUCGCUGGAAGAUUGCCCAACGAAUGGAGGAAAUACGCCCCGGAGACGUGCAAGCGGCUCGGCGGAUGGAUCGAUCAUCUUCAGAGGCGGAAUCAACAGUACAAGUACUGGUCACUGUCCGGAGAGCCACUCGUCAUUUGGCUGUCAGGACUCCAUGUGCCGAAGAGCUACAUAACAGCGCUCAUUCAGAUUGCCGCCCGAGAGAACAAUUGGCUGCUGGAGCGAUCGACAACUUUCACCACGGUCACAGAUGUGCUCAUUGAUGAUGACAUCGAGGAGCGACCGAAUUGUGGCUGCUACACAAGUGGUCUGUUCCUCGAGGGCGCUCGGUGGGAAUCCACCCUCAACUGCCUGGCCAAGUCACACCCGAAAGUCCUCAUGGAGCAACUGCCCGUGGUUCUCGUGACCCCCAUGGAGGAGCACCGUGUCAAGUUGCAGAACAUUUUUCAAGCGCCCGUCUACACGACCUCAAAUCGCCGAGAUAAAAAGGAGCAGGGCUUUGAGUUUCAAGUGGAGCUGAAAACCAACGUUCACGAGAGUUUCUGGAUACUUCAAGGAGUCUGUCUGCUGCUGAAUACUGAUUAGGGAGCCACUGUGUCGCUCA
Messenger RNA from Phlebotomus argentipes, 14779 nucleotides. It is a transcript of the gene Dhc98D, whose product is annotated as dynein axonemal heavy chain 10. Lineage: Eukaryota; Metazoa; Arthropoda; Insecta; Diptera; Psychodidae. Gene Ontology annotation, biological process: microtubule-based movement. Gene Ontology annotation, molecular function: minus-end-directed microtubule motor activity; ATP binding; dynein intermediate chain binding. Gene Ontology annotation, cellular component: dynein complex. The coding region runs from base 1 to 14760 and encodes 4919 amino acids. The transcript has 48 exons. The record is from RefSeq and is a predicted model, not a curated record.